This is a messenger RNA of Lingula anatina, 1907 nucleotides long. Its product is annotated as 5-taurinomethyluridine-[tRNA] synthase subunit GTPB3, mitochondrial. The record is from RefSeq and is a predicted model, not a curated record. Gene Ontology annotation, biological process: tRNA wobble uridine modification; tRNA methylation. Gene Ontology annotation, molecular function: GTP binding; GTPase activity; protein binding. Gene Ontology annotation, cellular component: cytoplasm; mitochondrion. NCBI's taxonomy places the organism in Eukaryota, Metazoa, Brachiopoda, Lingulata, Lingulida, Lingulidae.
CUGAAGCACAUGGUUGGCUGAGGUAUUGAAAUGUCAUAUCCAUGUAUCUGUCUGAUAACUUGAUAUUACAUGUUUAAGAUUAAUAUACAAGUAAUGAUUUUUUUGUAAAAUUUUGCAUCCCACAAACCAAAAUCCUAUUUUAGAUAAUGCAUACUCUAUGCAGAAGAAAAUCGUCCAGGACAUCAGUGUUACUCUUGCUUCAACAGUUCAGGCACCAUGGAACAAUUUAUUCUCUCUCCUCUGGUUUUGGCAAGGCUGGAGUAGCUGUCAUUAGAGUAUCAGGCCCACAGACUUCAACUGCAUUAAAAUCACUUUGUAAAUCUGAUAUACCAAAGCCAAGAACAGUUGUAUUGAAGAAACUGUUUGAUCCCGAGUCUUCAGAGUUGAUUGACAGGGGCUUGGUAUUAUGGUUCCCAAGUCCUCACAGUUUCACAGGUGAAGAUGUCUGUGAAUUCCAUGUCCAUGGUGGAAGUGCUGUUAUCAGUGCUGUGUUACAUGCAUUGGGAAACAUUCAGGGCCUGGAGCCAGCGGCACCAGGGGAGUUUACCAAAAGAUCAUUCCACAAUGGUAAGUUGGACCUCACUGAGGUGGAAGGACUGGGUGCAUUAAUUCAUGCUGAAACAGAAGCUCAGAGGCGACAGGCAGUCAGACAGAUGGAGGGGGAUCUCAGUAGGCUCUACAAUGACUGGAGACUAAGACUUUUAAAGUGUGUUGCAAAUGUUGAGGCCUAUAUUGACUUCAGUGAAGAUGAUAACAUAGAAGAAGGAGUCUUGGAUGAGGUACAAGUUAAUGUCCAAAAACUUAAGAAAGAAAUUGUGAAUCAUCUGUCAGAUAACCGCAGAGGGGAGCGGUUACGUACUGGUGCGCACGUUGUCAUUGUAGGACCUCCCAAUGUUGGAAAGAGUAGUCUGCUAAAUCAUUUAUGUCAGCGCCCAGCAGCAAUCAUAUCCCCUACAGCAGGUACCACCAGAGACGUGGUGGAAACAGCUCUGAAUAUAGGUGGCUUUCCUGUGCUGCUGAGUGAUACUGCAGGACUCAGGGAAACUGAGGAUGUGGUGGAGAGAGAGGGGAUUUUAAGAGCACUGAACAGGGCCAAACAGGCAGAUCUGACCAUUGUUGUCUUGGAUGCUCCAUCAUUAUGGAAACGAAUGGAAGGUGAAGACUUUUCAAUGAUAACUUUACUGAAGGAACAGUUAACUGAUAUUUAUGGGACAAAUGAAAAUGACACUACCAGACAAUCUCAGAAUACACAGAAUCAGUCAACUAGUCUAACCCAAGAUGGUCAACCAUUUCAAAACUUGGAUCAUCAGUGUAUUGGUUUAAAUGCUGUUUCUGACACCCAUGAGACAUGCCACAACCUACAUGAAGAAGAGGAACCAUUUGCUGAGAAAAUAAUUGUUGUGAAUAAAAUGGACCUUCUCACCCAACCACUUGAUGUAAGGAGACUGGACUUGGAAAGAUUGACAGUUUGUCCCUUGUCUUGUACAACAGGGGAAGGGAUGGAGGAACUAGUAGAGAGGAUUUCAUCGAGUAUGAAACAAAUAUGUGGCAACCCCUUGGCAGGAAACCCAAGUUUAACCCAUGCAAGAUAUCGUACACACCUCAAGAAUUGUGUUGAAGCCUUGGAAAAAUAUCAGGACUUGCAGAACAGAGACCUUGUCCUGGCAGCAAGGGCUCUACGAUCUGCCAUUAGGCAAAUUGGGAAGAUUACUGGUGCAGUUUCAUCAGAGGCAAUUUUAGAUGUAAUAUUCAGAGAUUUUUGUAUUGGCAAAUAGUCUUUUUUGUUUUAUCAAUUUGAUAAUUUUAGUUAUUUGUGCAUUUUAAUGUGAAUUUUUUUUUUCUUUUUUGCAAAAACAGUGGUGUAAGUGCCAUACAGUUAUCUUCUAGUUAGCAUAAUAAUCCUGAUG